AAGCAUGUUAGAUACUGAGAAGACUCUUCUCAGUGGCAGACACCUCCUUUCAUUCUGAUUGCCUCCAAUCAGUAGGAAAGAACAAGGAAGUAUGCUAAAAGACUCUUCUCAGUGGCUAGCACACUCCCCUUUCAUGCUGAAUGAUUCCGAGAAUGCUGGAGACAUAGGGAGCCUGCUGAGACCCUUCUCUCAAAACGCGAGGCUUGAGGCGCUUGAAACCCCUCCUGAUUCCGCACAGAUGGCGAGCGAUGGGCUGGCGGCGCCUCAUGCUCCAACAGCGGCAGUGGGGACUGGCAGUGAAAUGUCUACAUCCCAGGCUGGCAUGAUGUCAUCUCUGAAUGGGCAGCUGGUAAGAGCGGGUUGCUGGAUGGGGAUGGAGCAGACGCAGAUCCUUAUAUGCGGCCACAGCAUGAUCUUCUGGGCAGCCCGGAGGGCAGUGAAGUCGAGCAUGGGCUUGCAGUUGGGCCUCAGUAGAUGGGCUACAGUACAGUGGCUUGGCCGGCGAGGAAUGCGUUGGGAGGGGCUCCUACCCGCUCUAUUCCAGCAAGGUUUGGUGCGGACAAUUCUACAAGUGCUGGUCAUCCAUCUGAGUGGUAAUGACCUUGGCUUGGUGAAGGGCAAGGCCCUCAGCGUACAGGCAUGUAAGGACAUGCAAGCGAUAAGGCAGCAUUGGCCUUGGGUGCGUCUGCUGUGGUCAGACCUGCUUCCACGCCGGGUGUGGCGUGAUGUUUGGGAUCCAGUGGGGAUUGAUCGAGCACGGAAGAAGGUCAACCGGCAGAUUCGGUUGGCUCUUCUUGGGCAUGGGGGGUUGGUCAUUCCGCAUCCCCAAAUUCAGCCACAGAAGGGUGAACUAUACAGGGCCGAUGGCGUUCACCUGUCCGACGCAGGUAACGACUUAUUUUUGGGAGACCUGCAGAGAUGUCUGUGAGAGGUGCUUCUCGGCAGUGGGGUAAAAGGGGACUAAAUAGAGAUUUGUCCCCCUUUUGUGGUGGGAAGGUGCGGGAAGGGAAAUAGGUAAGGACAGC
This is a messenger RNA of Rhineura floridana, 1025 nucleotides long. RefSeq lists its product as uncharacterized. The transcript has 3 exons. Lineage: Eukaryota; Metazoa; Chordata; Lepidosauria; Squamata; Rhineuridae. The record is from RefSeq and is a predicted model, not a curated record. The coding region runs from base 92 to 928 and encodes 278 amino acids.